This is a messenger RNA of Gongylonema pulchrum, 678 nucleotides long. The record is from the annotation of a GenBank genome assembly. NCBI's taxonomy places the organism in Eukaryota, Metazoa, Nematoda, Chromadorea, Rhabditida, Gongylonematidae.
AUGUGCACCAAAUCAGUAUUUGUAAUUUUCUACAAGGGUGACCGCCUGAGGAUCAUCGUCGAAAAAGACCGACAUGCUGCGGCACGUGACGUAAAAGCGCGUAUAUCAGACAUGCAUACCGUGCUGGGUCAAACCCAAGAGCACAGGCAUAAAGUACUUCAAGCUGCUUCAACUUCACUCACGCAGUGGAAAAAACAGGUUCGUAUGCAAAAGUCAGUGUAUCACACUUUAAAUCUCUUCACUUUCGAUGCUAUUGGGAAAUUUUUCAUUGCGGAAUGUUGGGUACCUUAUGCCGACCUUGAAAAUGUCCGGCUGGCUCUCGAAAAAGGAGUGCGCGUGACUGUACAGCUGCGUGAAUUGAUGCCGCCAAUCAAGGCAGUGUACUACAGUUUAUCAAAAAUAAGAGAGCCUAGAAAGGACAAUUUCUUUGAAACACUUGAGACUGCUCGAAAAUGGGUUUCAAUUUUAAUGUCAGAAUCUCCAGUGCUCAUUUUGGAAAAAAGUGGAAGCAGUGUAAAGCCAGUGCUGAAUUUGUUGGAGACCGCGGAAGAGCCGCCCACGUACAAUCGCGUCAACAAAUUUACGACAGUUUUUCAAGGAAUUGUUGAUUCGUAUGGUAUCGCCUCUUAUUUGGAAAUUAAUCCAGGUCAGACAAAAAUUUUAAAAAUUUGCGUAUAG